AUGUCUCUGAAAGCAAAAAACGAAGAAGCUCGUUGCCUAGAAUCUGGAGCCCGUGUGCGAGACGAUUCAAUCCGCCUUUACGCAGCACCCAUAGGGGAACUUCGUUUUUCCGCUCCAAAGCCCAUAGGAACCAAAAUCUUCACCGGUCUUGUGAAUGCCACUAAAUUGCCAAACUCUUGCUGGCAGUACAUUCCCGGCUCAUUUGAUAAAGCCAAUCCUGGGGCUCGCGUCUGGUUGAACAAUACUCAGAUGAGCGAGGAUUGCCUUUACCUCAACGUCUGGAAACCGGCCGGUAAACCAACAGCUAAAUUACCCGUUAUGGUAUGGAUAUUUGGUGGUGGCUUCUUCAGUGGGACUUCCACACUGGACGUGUACAAUGGCCUCCAGUUAGCCGCCCGGGAGAAUGUGAUUGUGGUUUCCAUGCAAUACCGCCUGCUUGCCUUUGGGUUUCUCUACCUGGGCCCUGGGUCCAGGGCCGCCAAUGGAAAUAUGGGUCUGUUGGACCAACAGCUGGCGCUGCGGUGGGUGCACGAUAAUAUUGCCAGCUUUGGCGGUGACCCCGACAGUGUAACCAUUUUUGGAGAAUCGGCAGGUGCGGCGAGUGUGGGACUGCAUUACCUGGCGCCCGCAUCAAGACCCCUGUUCUCUCGAAUGAUUAUACAAAGUUCCAGUUGCCUCAAUCGUUGGGCUUUGAUUCCUCCGAGCACUGCACUUGAGAGAAGCAGAGCCGUGAGUCUGUGCUUGUAUGUUACGCAGGUUCUAUGCCUCUUCUCGGACCCAAACAAAGUUAUCGAGUGUCUACGGAGACUGACGCCAAUAGAUAUUGUCCACAGCGUCAGUUACAUCACCGAGGCUCGAAUAAGACGUCGCGAAAAACGACUGAACACCCUUCUGCCCCCGACAGCUGAACAGGGCCACGAUGCACCUUCCCUGUACCUGACCAUCGAAUUUGCCCCAACUGUUGACGGCAUUUUCUUGCCCUAUUGUCCAGAAAAAAUGUUCAGCGACCUGAGCCGAAGGCCCGGCCCGGGGCCACAACUCCUGAUUGGUACUAAUGAAAAAGAAGGCAUGUACUGGUUGUUAUACGGACUCGGUCUGAAGGGGAUCCAGAUGUUGGAAGACAACGGGCAGGUCAAUCUACCUACCAUAAACGAACUACGGCGUACGCACCUUGAUAUCUACCGCCUAUGGACUGCAAAGUUCACCACCCAAAUUAGUCAGUAUGGAUACAGCAGUCCGCUGUUACAAACGCUCUCGGCCUAUAAGUCUCCCUUGCCUACAUUCAAAGUGACGAAUUCAACUCAGUUUAUGGAUCAGAUGGAUCAGAUGUCUGCUGAUAUGGAAUUUGUCUGUGGAACUAUCAAGUUUGCCCAACUGAUAGCCCAGCUGCCGCAGGGGAGGGUGCAAUUUUACCAUUUUGUGCAUAAGACGAAAGAUAACGGCUUUCCCGACUGGACAGGCGCUAUGCAUGGAUACGAAAUAGAAUACGUAUUUGGAAUGCCCUUUUCAAACGAUUUCCGAGAAAACUUUUACAAUUUUACUGAUGAGGAGCGGCAACUGAGUCGCAAGAUUAUGCGGUACUGGGCAAACUUUGCAAGAACAGGGUAUGUAUCCUCUACGAAUUAA
Dibothriocephalus latus is the source of this 1626-nucleotide messenger RNA. The record is from the annotation of a GenBank genome assembly. Lineage: Eukaryota; Metazoa; Platyhelminthes; Cestoda; Diphyllobothriidea; Diphyllobothriidae.